Molecule: messenger RNA, 751 nt
Organism: Spea bombifrons (plains spadefoot toad)
Lineage: Eukaryota; Metazoa; Chordata; Amphibia; Anura; Pelobatidae
Gene: RBP1
Product: retinol binding protein 1
Exons: 4
Coding region: 80-490 (136 amino acids)
Biological process (GO): fatty acid transport
Cellular component (GO): nucleus; cytosol
Molecular function (GO): fatty acid binding
Source: RefSeq, a predicted model, not a curated record
CACAUAUACACACCGCACAGCCGGGAAGAAACACACACACUACCUUCACAUCUUCUACCUGUGCUGCACCCCAGAAAACAUGACCACUGAUUUCAAUGGCUACUGGAAGAUGUUAAGCAAUGCGAAUUUUGAGGAGUAUCUGAGAGCCCUUGACGUCAAUGUCGCCAUCAGGAAGAUUGCCACUCUGCUAAAACCCGACAAAGAUAUUAUUCAGAGUGGAGAUCACAUGACCAUUAAAACACUGAGCACUUUUAGAAACUAUAUCAUGGAGUUUGACGUGGGAAAGGAGUUUGAGGAGGAUUUGUCUGGAGUUGAUGAUCGCAAAUGCAUGACCACAGUCAACUGGGAAGAUAACAAACUGGUUUGUGUGCAGAAGGGGGAGAAGGAGGGACGUGGAUGGACACAGUGGGUGGAAGGAGAUGAAUUGCAUCUGGAGAUGCGGGUUGGAGACGUUGUAUGCAAACAGGUUUUUAAGAAAGUUCGCCAGUGACGCAGACUCUGACUGACUGGCUAAAAGAAGACAUUGUCCCUGUUAGAUGUUAGAAACCCUACACAAAUUGCUGAAUUAUUAUUUUAGGGCCAGGUAUUUGUGAUUUUGUUUUAUAAUGUGACUUUAGGUACUUUAAUAAAAGCUCUGAUGUGACUUCCUAAGCUUGAUGAGUAGUCUGUCUGGUAUGGAAUAUGUUGAUGUACAAGUAUAUGAAUGCAAAACAAAUAAAUAUUCUUUAUUUCCUUUCAAACUUUACAAAAA